AUGGAGAAGCACAACGUGCACGACUUCGAGGAGCCCGGCGAGAAUCUGAAGCACAAGAUCGAAGAGGAAGAUGAUUCGGAGAAGCUUCUGUGCGGGUUCGGAGCGUGCACUCCUUCGUGGCUUCAGGGAUUCCACAAUGCAAAGUUCCUGCUGUUGGUCCUCGGAAUCUGUGCUUUCAUACAGGUAUGGCUGCGAUACAGAUGAAACGGGUUCAAUGAACAAUUCGCAGAGUUUCGUAGUCAACGCUAUCUUCCCUGUUGGUUUAUCAACGCUGGAAAGGAGAUUUAAGAUGACGAGGUGAGAAGGAAAAAGAGAGAAGACAACACAAACUGCCCAUCUUCUUUUAGUACGCACACCGGAAUCAUCUCCAGUUGGUACGACUUCGCAGUCCUUCUCGUCGUCUUUCCAGUCUGUCACUGGGGAAAUAACGGGCACAAGGGGAGAUGGAUCGGCUGGGGAGGCGUCGUUAUGGCCCUCGGCUCUCUGAUCUGUGCUCUUCCGCAUUGGAUGGUGGAUAUUUAUCAUCCGGAUGCCGACACGCUUUCCAAUCAGACCGACUUUGGACAGUGCACGAACAGAGACGACCCAGAGUGCACCGGAAAGCCCUACUCUUCCUACUUCAAUCCUUACUUUUGGAUGUUCAUUCUGGGUACGUCUACAGCCACCUGGCAUCUCUAUUCUUGUUGCUUUCAGGUCAAACACUUCAUGGCGUUGGUUCCACUCCUCUCUUCUCCAUCGGAACCACUUACAUGGACGAGAACGUCUCCCAGAAGGCUUCUCCGGUCUAUCUGGCCAUUCACGCUGUUCUCACCUCUUUCGGUCCGGUCAUCGGAGUGUUCGCCGGAGGAUUCCUUCUCAAUCUCUAUGACGAUUUCGACAGAGUCGACAGGUAGAAAAUUCUUGUCUCUUUUUCCAAUAACCUUCUUCCAUUUCCCCAGAAUCCCAAUGGAGCGGUCGGAUCCCAGGUGGGUGGGUGCCUGGUGGGUAGGAUUCCUCAUUUCCUCCAUAUCCGCUCUUCUCAUCGCAUUCCCGAUUCUCGCGUUCGCCCGGGAACUGCCAGAAGCCAAGAGACACAGAGCAAAGGAUGUGAACCAAUGCCACGCGGCAAACGGGGACGUCAACGAGAAGGCGCCACGAGAUCUGACCAAACUUCCCGCCUGCGUCAUUGUCAGUGAUCCUUUCUAUCCCGUUUUCUGAUGCGUUUCAACUUCAGAAGAUCCUCCGUAAUCCCACCUUCCUCGUCUGCAUUUGCGUUGGAAUCUUCGAGUCGAUCAUCAUCAACGGAUUCGCCGCAUUCAUGCCCAAGAUUCUGGAGACUCUUCUGUCCACGAAUCCGACUCUCGCCUCCUACCUUUCAUGUAAUCCUUCCCCCCCGUACUUCCGAUAUCCAAAGGUUCUCUGUUCCAGCCGUCGUUAUCUUCGCGGCCGCCACUGGAGUGAUGGUGGGGGGCACUAUAAUCCGUCAACUGAAGCUGCAGGUAGUGUGUCACGUUUAAUGAUAAGCCAACCACAAAGAACGGGCAGGCCUUCUGUUUAUUUGUGAUUCGCGAAUCGCCACGCGUCGGUCACAUGGCUUCGCCUUCUUGAUCCCCAAAACCAUCAUUUAAUUGUCUCUUCCAAAUCCAAUCAUUCCAUUAGUGAAGAGAGAGAGAGAGAAAAGAACAAAAAACUUGUUAACUGGACCGGCAAAAAGAGUCUGUAGCGAUCCAAAGGUCAUGUGAGACAUCAGUGGUAAUUGAAGUGUUUCAGGUGGGCGGGAUGCUCAAGAUGAUCAUCGUCUGCCACGUCGUCGCUCUCCUCUUCACCACCGGACUUCUCAGCCAUUGUCCACAGCGCGAAUUUGUCGGAAUCAAUCUGGGAUACGAUGAUUUGUAAGGAGAAUGAACGGGAAUGGGAAGGACUGAAAUGACUGUUCAGGAGCAUCGACAAAGGGCACGACUUCAGCAUUUCUUCGCAGUGCAACACAAAUUGUGACUGUAAAAUGGAGUGGAAUCCGGUUUGCGAUCGGAACAACGGACACAUGUACUACUCGGCUUGCCAUGCGGGGUGCACCGCCAUGACGAAAAAUCAGGUAACUGGCGGGUAAACAAGUGAUGUCUGACGGUAAUCAAUUUGCAGGGAUCAACCGAAUGGUCGGGGUGCGGCUGCCUCACUUCCAACUCGACGUUCCACAAUCUGAUCCACGGAGCGAAGGCCCAUUCGGAGGUGCUUCAUCAGGGGUACUGCCAUCAGGAUUGCGGAUCGAGAGAGUACAUUCUCAUGGUCACUCUCUUCGUCACCGUCGUCGCCAGCUUCGCGUCCGGCAUUCCGACUCAACAGAUCAUGCUCCGCGUCGUUCCGUUCGACCAACGAACCCUCGCUCUCGGCAUCAACUGGACGUUCGUUCGUCUCCUCGGAUUCAUCCCCGGCGGAAUCCUCUUCGGAGUCAUCAUCGAUACGGCGUGUCUCGAGUGGGGAGAGAGCUGCGGAAAACCCACCUCCUGCCUGAUUUACGAUCCAUUCAAGCUCAGUUGGACCAUUACCGGACUCGGUAUGACGCGUGCAGUCUGAAACGUUUUCCUCAAACUUCACUCAUUUAGCAAUCGUGUGCAAGCUGCUCUCAAUUCUCGCCACAAUCAUUGGAUACAUGACGUACCGCCCGUCCGAUCUCGACAAUGCCGGUGAGUUUUUGCGAUAACCUGUUUGAGAAAAGCUGAAGCCGUGGUAAAAGGGAAUACUGUAGGGAAAGGUGCGUGGCGUCGAAAUUUACGGAAGCCGGCGGCGAACUCGGGGACUGGCGAGCCGCUUCUGAGGCCAGUUUAGAGGGUAAGAGAGUGCUUCCGCUAACUCUCGCCCCCUGUCCUCCGACUAAUUCGUGUGCGGGAUCAGAUUGGAAAUGAAUUUGUUUGCAGGCUCGAUCCAGACAGUCGACAGUCACUGCCACACGGCCCUCCAUCUCGUUGUAAACGACGAUCGCCUUCCGGAGCAGGCCAUCAUCCACGCGAGUUACGGUCACAUUUGA
Caenorhabditis sp. 36 PRJEB53466 is the source of this 3001-nucleotide messenger RNA. NCBI's taxonomy places the organism in Eukaryota, Metazoa, Nematoda, Chromadorea, Rhabditida, Rhabditidae. The record is from the annotation of a GenBank genome assembly.